GGCGUUACCUAGGUCAGGCCUAUGGCAAGACCCGAAAUAUCAAUUUUCUUCCCUUCAGGGGGAAAAUUGUUCUAUUUCGGCUCUGUGCCUACGGCCUGACCGUUGAGAAGUGUUUACAAUCUGCCGGCGCGCCACGGUGUUAGAAAGCGUACUGUGACAUGUGUUUGAAGAAAUUGCUUGAUCCCCGCCAAUUUCCUUUCUGCAAAACCUCAUCCAAUGGCAUGUUAUCAUUGAAGCGGGAUGUUGCCACUGCCGAGCGGGUACUGCCGGCUCCUCCUUCUAUACCUGCCGAUUUCAACGCUGUGCGGACCCAUCCUGCUGUCACUGACCGAGAUGCCGGUACUAUCUUCCCACGAGUUGUGACGAAUAGUUGA
Molecule: messenger RNA, 374 nt
Organism: Acanthoscelides obtectus
Lineage: Eukaryota; Metazoa; Arthropoda; Insecta; Coleoptera; Chrysomelidae
Source: the annotation of a GenBank genome assembly